AUGCUCCGAGAAAUACAGCAGGUGCUGAGGUUGGUGAAGCUUCUGGGAAAGAAAAAACAACAGUGUGGUUCAAAGACUGCAGGGGGGCUUUUGGUUCUUCUGUGGACUGACACAGGAGCUUCUGUUCAGUGUUUAAACUGCACUGUUGCAGCUGCUGGUCCCUGGUGCACAGGGAUUAAGAUGGCAGCGCUCCAACCGGUUCUGACAGAUUUGAAGGAGAGCAUGUUUCCCUGCGCGUGGCCGUGUCCUCAGCCUGACCCCGAGGAGCUGUGUGACUUCACUGAUCUGUAUGGUUCCCUCAGACUCCUCUUGUCGUUUCAGAUGAAAGAUGUGAGGCUUUUCAGUCCCGAGUGGUGUUCUCGUGUAGAGGCGCUCCUACACACAUUCAGUUUGACUAACGCAAGGAUCAAAAUCCACCUCAAAUUCAAGUUCAGUCAGCAGACCUUCCAGCGAGAAUUUAGAGGGAAGAUCAAGAGUAAAGUUACAUGGGCAAACCAACCACCACUGAGCUUGGAUGUCACCUCUAGUACACAGCCUCCAGAGUGUGUGAAGAAAGGAUGCUGGUGUGAGGGAGGACACCCUGUCGUUGGAAGCAGGUUGCCACUCAGUAUCCCACCUGAAGCCAUGGACCAGGGCCUGUUCGGGGAGCUCAGCAUCCAACCUGUCACACUUCUGACCCCCUGUGUGCUGCAGUACCCCAAUCUAGCAACACAACUCACUCACAUACAAAUAUCCUUUGCUGAUUUUUUUAUCACAUUUCUCCCCAGUAAUGUUCCUGUCACAGGCCCCUCCACCUUCUUCCAGAACCUCCCUGCACAUCUGGACUGUGAGGAACUAGGCCUGCCAGGCCUUCGCUGCUCCUUCUUCAAAGAUCGUGUACACAGCGGUGGCACUGUGUACACAGUAGAGCAAGAAAACUGUGAGGAUCCAGAGCAAGAAUCAAAUCUUCCCCGAAUGAACCAGAGUCUCCUGCUUUUCCUCUUCCUGCAGCACAGUGACCCAUUCACCCACCAGCUCUCUGAUAUUAUGGCCACAGAGGCGCUGUUAGAGCACCACCUGGAGGAUAUUCUGAACAACAACAGAAAGGCAGUCACAGCAGCCCUUCAGACUGAGCUGAAGAACACACUGAAAGCCCAAAAUCGCAGAAAAAAGGACCAAGAGAAGCUGCGUUCAGCUGCUAAAGUGAUUAUCAGUUCAUCCAUCAGUAUUGUGAGCUGCAGCAGUAACAUGGACUUCAGAAAUGCCUGUCUGAACAGCAUGAAGGUGCGUGACACUCAUGACCUGUCAGCCUCCCUCCGUGAAUCCCUGAGCAGGGUGACAUCAUGGAAAUUCGUUCGCAGCAGCAGGUGCUACUCUGCUCAGAUGGAAGAACAUCCUGAGAGUGACGAACCCACAAGAACAGAAAUCUGAGAAUGUCUGAGUUUGUGUUGAAAGGUUGAGGGCUGUGGAAUCCGUUAACACUGGAAUGAGUACAUAGUACAACACUAUUUUAUAGUAGUGUGGUGGAAGUGCAUGUUGUAAAUGUGCUGGAGAUAGAAAUACAUAUUUAACUUAUAUAUAUAUAUUUGACUAAAAAAGGCAUAGUUUUAUUAUAGUUUGUAGGAUGGGAUUGUUUUUUUAACACACUUCUCGGAUAGAAAAUGUUCCAAAAUGAAUCUACAUUCAACUGAUCACCUUUGUUAUUUUUUAUUUUGU
Morone saxatilis (striped sea-bass) is the source of this 1695-nucleotide messenger RNA. It is a transcript of the gene top6bl, whose product is annotated as DUF4554 domain-containing protein. The record is from RefSeq and is a predicted model, not a curated record. The transcript has 14 exons. NCBI's taxonomy places the organism in Eukaryota, Metazoa, Chordata, Actinopteri, Moronidae. Gene Ontology annotation, biological process: meiotic DNA double-strand break formation. The coding region runs from base 1 to 1410 and encodes 469 amino acids.